Episyrphus balteatus (marmalade hoverfly) is the source of this 5115-nucleotide messenger RNA. Its product is annotated as tetratricopeptide repeat protein 21B-like. Gene Ontology annotation, cellular component: intraciliary transport particle A. Lineage: Eukaryota; Metazoa; Arthropoda; Insecta; Diptera; Syrphidae. The transcript is spliced from 7 exons. Bases 683 to 4675 code for a protein of 1330 amino acids. The record is from RefSeq and is a predicted model, not a curated record. Gene Ontology annotation, biological process: protein localization to cilium; intraciliary retrograde transport. Gene Ontology annotation, molecular function: protein binding.
ACUUUAAUAAUUAUUAUUUAAAUUAGUUUUAGGUUUUUUUUGUUUUAUAUAUUUUAUUUUAAUAUAAAUUAUUUACAUUAUUGUAAUGUUGAUUAAAAAUAUGUUAGCUCAAGCACGCAAUUUUCUUAGCACAAUUAUUCUUGCUGCACCGGUACCAAAAUCACAAAUAUUUCGUCCAAGUUUACCCAUUGUCAUGGCCAGUAAAAAGUUCGCCUGCAGUCUUCCAGAUGCCAAAGUUGUUCACGAUCCGGAAUCUCGAGAAUUUCGUAUUGAAUUAGUCGAAGGCCGGGCUUUUUUAGUUUACAAAUUGAAAAAGGACAUUCUCAAAGUUCUACACACAGAAGUCCCUAAGGAAGCUGGUGGCAAAGGUUAUGGCAAACUAUUGGCACAGGCUGCAUUGAAGCACGUCGAUGAAAACAAAUAUCGAAUUGCAUCCGAAUGUCAUUAUUUCCAACAUUACGUUGAAACCUAUGAACCAGAAUAUUUGAAAAAAUUCCAAGAUUAAACGUGAAAGUAAUAAAAUUCUUUUAAAACGAAUGAAAAGAAAUGAAUUUCAGAGAUUUUUACUUUUCGACUAACUGAUAUGUUCUGAUUAAUAUUACACAAAUAAAAUUAAUAAACCUUUACUGCAACCAAUAAAUUAUACAGAUUUUCACUUCACUUCAUAACACAAAUCAUCUCAAUGGAUGAACAAGAUUUUUCUAGUCUUGUCCUUUACUACGGACGUGCUAGGUUUUUUCAUUCAAUGCAAAAGACAGCACUCGACGGUUUAGCCAAACAUCCAGCAAAUGCAUCAUUUCGAUUGUACAAUGGUAUUUCGUUGGCUCUUGGCAAUCGUGUCCAAGAAGGUAUUCGUGAGUUGAAUCCUCUAAAAAAUGAACCAGAUUUGGGAUUGGCUGCAACAUUGGGUCUCAUUUAUGCCCAUAAACGAUGCAAUCUAGUCGACAAUGAUGCUUUGGCUGGUUUGGAAUUAAAAUUGAAAGAAGAACGAAAGAAUUUAACAGCUAAUUCAGCUUAUUAUGCGGCUGUAUUCUUGUUCCUCAGUGGUGGGAAAGUAGAAAAGGCUCGGGAAUAUGCAGAAAAGGCAAUCAAACUAAAUCCUGAUCAUUCAAAUGCUCAUGUGUUGAAAGCUUGGGCUGAAAUGUACACAGAAGAAAGGAUAAGUAAGAAUACUCUUCUCUCUUUGGAAAAAGUUUUGCUCAAAGGAAAAAACAUUGAUGCAUCUCUGGGGCAAGUUAAGUACUUUCAACUGAAUAGUGACUACGAGAAUGCUAUUUCAGUGCUGAAUAAGCUCUCGGUGCGUUUCCCUGAGCUGAAUAUUCCGCUAAUUGAGAAAAUGGAAACUCAUCUUGCCAGUUGGAACUGGGAUUAUGGAUUUGAAACAGCUUUGAGAAUUGUAAAUCUCGAACCAACAAACAUAGCUGCUUUAAGAGUUAAGGGAUUCUUGUUGAUUUGUAGAGAGGGCAAUAUCCCAUCGGGAGUACAGACACUUCAACAAUUGCUGAAUGCCGCCGAACGUGUAGAAAUGGGCAAUUACAGUCUUAUUCUUCAGAUUUGUCAGCUCUUUGCUAGAAUAUGUGGUCGUCAAAAGGAUAUCCUUAACCUUACCAAUAAGUACAUCGAUAAAAUUGUCCAGCUCAGUCCCGGAAAUGUUGAAUUCCUCACCGAACUGGGCUAUCAGUAUAUUAUGAUGGGCAAUUACAAAGAAGCGACUAAGUGUUUCAAAUCGGCAACCAAAGUGGAUGACAAUUUAUUUUUUGCUCUAUGUGGCCUUACUCUAUGCCAGAUUAUCGAAAGUGGAGUUACGGAACAAGUUCGUCAGCAAGUUGAAUUUUUAAAUGAAAUCAAGGGAAUUGAUAAGGAACCGAUUUUAUUGUUUCUCUCUUCGAAAAUUGCUGAGAAUGGCGAUCGAGCUGUAGCACUUCUAAUUGAAGCUACAGAGAUUCAUUUUAAAAAUCUAAAAGCUUUAUCGUAUGGCGCAGAAUAUCUUCUUCGAUUUGAUCCGGAUUUUUUGCUUCAAGUCACUAUGGAACUUAUGCAACAUUCACCUGUUCAAGUGCAGGUUAAAGUGGGUGUGAAUUUGACCAAAGACACGCUACACAUUUCGUUAAAACAUUGCUUGAAUAUUUUGGAGGCGGUGUGCAAAGCAUGCCCUGGCUCAGUGAAGGCUAUAUUCCUAAUGGCAAAGGCUGAAUUCCUUUGUGGGGAGAUCAGUUCAUCGACAACAACUUUGCAGAAGAUUCUUAAUGAAAUAGAUCCAACUUAUACUGAUGCUCAUUUGCUAAUAGCUCAAAUACAUAUUCAGCAGAAACAGUUUUCCAAAGCUUUGCAAUCCUUGGAAAUUGGUUUGUCACAUAAUUUUUCAGUUCGUGAGAAUCCAUUGUACCAUUUGUUAAUUGGCAUUGUUCAGAAGAAUCAACAACAAUACGUUGAGGCACAGAAGAGUUUUUUAAAUGCAAUGAAUUUAACAGGAAGUAAAUUUACUCAAGAAUUAUCGAAUAAUGUAGCUUCACCGAAGAAAUAUCGUAAAUCGGAUAUUGGAAGUUUUACUUUAGCCGAUAAGGUUACAUUGUAUUUGGAAUUGAUUGAAGUUUAUAUUCAAUUGGGUGAGAGUUUUGAAAGUGAAAGGUUACUACAAAACGCUAUGGAAGAAUUUAGUGGAACAUCAGAAGAAGGACGAGUGGUUAUUGCAAAUUCGGAUCUUGUAUUGCAAAAUGGGAAUAUAGCAAAGUCUAUUGAAUUGCUGGAGGAUAUUCAACCGGGACAAUCGUAUUAUAUUCAGGCUAAAACUCACUUAGCAAAUAUCUAUCUUCAUCAUCGCAAAGACCGCGUUGCUUUUGCUAAAUGUUUCAAACAACUUGUUGAAAACUGUCCUGAACCAGAAAGUUAUCUUAUGCUUGGUGAAGCUUACAUGUCUAUUCAAGAACCCGAUCUCGCUGUUGAUGCUUAUAUACGAGCUCUUGAACUCAAUCCAAAUGAUUCUCUACUUGCAAGUAAGCUAGGUCGUGCCUAUGUCAAGACUCAUCAAUAUAAAAAAGCAAUUCGCUAUUAUCAAGAAGCUGUACUAAAUCCAGAUCAUUCAGGAUUAAAACUUGAUCUCGCUGAACUUUACUUGAAGUUAAAACAAUUUCAAAAUGCUGCUGAUAUAUUAAUGCAAGAAGUCGACCAAAGAAGAAUUGACGAUAAUGAUAUAUCUGCCUUACAACUUCGCACCAAACAAUUGCUUCUCUUAGCUAGAGUUCAUGAAAAAUCUGGAAAUAUUGCUUUCUCAUUAACCAGACUCAAAGAAGCUCGUGACAAUCAAUAUCGAGUUCAAAAACGAGUCACUAUUGAUCAGUCGGGUAAUUUACAAGAACAAAACAAAGUUCUUGUCAAAAUAUGCCUUCUUAUUGCUGAACAAUCAAUCAGCCUGCGCGAAAAUGACCAGGCGGUGAAAGUGUACAAAGAAUCUCUCAAAUACUCACCCAAUGAUAUUUCAAUUUUGGCUUCUUUAGCUAGAUUGCAUCUGCAAAUGAAUCAAAUGGACCAAUGCAAAGAGAUUUGCAAUCAAAUUCUUCAUUUGGAUAGCAAUAAUGAAGCAGCUUCUGUAAUGAUGGCUGAUUUGUCCUUUAGAAAAAUGGAUUUUGAAAACGCUGCUUACCACUUUUCCCAAUUGCUUAUAUCCCAGCCAUGUUAUUGGACCGCUCUGGCGCGUCUCAUAGAAGUAAUGCGCCGAUCUGGAACCUUGUCUGAGGUUGCAUCAUUUAUUCAGCGAGCUGAACAGGCUUCGGUGAAUCCAUCGCAAAUAGCCGGAUACAACUACUGUAAAGGACUUUACGAAUGGUAUUGUGGCAAUCCGAACGGUUCACUGCGUUUCUUCAAUAAUGCUCGUCGAGAUUAUGAAUGGGGACAGCAGGCAGUCUUCAAUAUGAUUGAGAUUUGUAUUAAUCCCGAUGGUGAGUUGCCAAAUGCUUCUGAUGCUGAGAUGGCAGCCGAUAGUGGUGAAUUCAAUGAUUCUAGAAUUGUUGCUUUGCGAACUGCUGAAAGACUUUUGAAAGAACUUCGUCCUCGUCCCGGUGGAAUGGACAAUGAAGCUUUAAAUCAUCGACUUUUACAUAAUUUCUUACAACUCUCAACGAAACAGAAAUUUCAAAUUGAAUCUUCUUUGCAAGAUUUUUCCGAUCUUGCUAUGAAAGAAGAAUAUCAGAAUUUAGUAGGACCAAUUUUGGGAAUGGCAUCAGCUUUAAUUAUGCUGAAGCAAACUCAACGAGCAAAAAAUCAAUUGAAAAGAAUAUCUCGAAAUAUUUGGAAUUUUGAAGAAGCUGAAUAUUUAGAACGAAGUUGGUUGCUUUUAGCAGAUAUUUACAUGCAAUCAAGUAAAUAUGAUGUGGCUGAGAGUUUUGUUGAAAAAGUUUUGGAACAUAAUAAAUCAUGUACCAAAGCUUAUGAGUUUGCUGGACAAAUAUCAGAAAAAAUGCAAAAUUAUCGAGAAGCAGCGAAAAGUUAUCAUAGUGCAUGGAAUUGUGGUGGCAAAUCUAAGCCACAUGUUGGUUAUAAACUGGCUUUUAAUUAUAUGAAGUUGAAAAAAUAUGCUGAUGCUAUAGAUGUUUGUCAGCAAGUUAUGAAGGAACAUCCGGAUUAUACUAUUAUUAAGAAAGAUAUCUUGGAUAAGUGUAGGAAUAAUUUAAGGUCUUAAGAUAGUUGUUGAAGGUUAAAUUUUCGUCCAAUCCACGUUUCUAGUUUUUUUUUAUGGAAAUAUCCGUCCAAAGUGUGAAUCUUUCAAAAACUGUAAACUUUCUUUUCAAAUAGCUGUAAGCUGAAAAAAAAUACGGUCAUUAUAAUUUUUAUAUUGCAAAAUAAAUCCCAGUGCAAAUAGGUGACUUGUAUACGAUACUGAAAAUAAAGGACAAAAAACACUUACAAAUACAUAAUGUGUAUGGCUAGUUUAUAAGUUAUUUUAUUUAUAGAUUUUUUUUUACAUUCAGUAUUUAUGUUAUUAUUUUAUUUUUUUUAAUUUAUACACAAUAAAUUUUGUUUAAAUAUUGAGCCGAGAAUUAAUUUAUAUUUUAAAUAAAACAAUAUUUUUCUUAUAAUGUACAUUUUUAGAUAAAAUAAAUUACAACACCAUUUAAUACA